Neurospora crassa OR74A is the source of this 1242-nucleotide messenger RNA. RefSeq lists its product as hypothetical. Lineage: Eukaryota; Fungi; Ascomycota; Sordariomycetes; Sordariales; Sordariaceae. The transcript has a single exon. The record is from RefSeq and is a predicted model, not a curated record. The coding region runs from base 1 to 1242 and encodes 413 amino acids.
AUGCCAGGUCCAACCACUCCCGCUCCGCCCAUGGUCGUUGACCACGCGGACAUGAUGGCUUUCGCUAAAGACGUCGAGGACUCUAUCCUCGUCACCAUGGAUUUCGAAGGCGUCGAUCACCUUCAAGCAGCGAAGGGUCAACCACAGCCCUCGAACUACGUGAAGAUGUCCGAAGUCGGUAUCGCCGUGUUUGAUCCCCGGGACAAGAGCGCCAACACCAACCAAAUCCGGAUCGACGACCUCGGCGCACAGAUUCGUGCACGCCACACCAUCAUCGAAAUGUACCGUCGGUAUACAGAAGAGACAUGCACUGCUUUCUACCAUCGCGGGGCAUACAGAAAUCCCAGUAAGGCUCAUCACGCCAGACCUUACCACUGCAAGUUCGCCCGGUCGAUCUUCAGGACAGCGGAAGAAGCAAUGCGCGACAUCAAGCAGUUGAUCGGAGAACUUGUCCACCAAAACAGGACCACGGCUGAGGUCCAAAAUGGUGUCGAGCGUCAAAUUUGCGUUUUGUUCUGGGCCGCUGGUAUGGAGGAGGAUAUUUUGCGUGAGGGCGGUAUCGACUUGGUCGGUAUGAGUUCCCGGAUCAAGGUGUGGGACAUGCAGAUCUGGUCAGUAUUCCAGAUCCGGUUUACGAAGAAGCAGACUAAGGGAGAGGAAGCAUUUGGGUCUUUGGGAGCCUUGGGAGACGGCUCCAAACUUCACAAUGCCACCAACGAUGCGGUGGCGCAGAUGCUCGCCCUCCUCAAGCUUCUAACCUUAACUGAGGAAGAAUGGUCAACUUGGCACGUCGAUCGGCGUGACCUGCCGAGUAUAUCGAUGGAUUGGGUCAAUACGACCAUCUACGAGGACAACUUCAGUUCACGCCCCAAGGCCUUGCGUGAUUUUUCACGCAAUCCUUCUACACAGAAUACCUCUAAACAUAAUGGCAACAAGAAUCCAAGGGGCUACUCGAAGGGUAAAUCGAGUCAUCACCGGGGUACCUCAAAUUAUGCCGCACAGACACCCUCCGUGCCGGCCGUUCGGGGUUCGGUCGCUUCCUAUGUCAAGGAUAAUACCUCAACCAAUUCCAGUAUCGGCGGCAGUGAGACCGAUCAAUGGUGGACGGCCUACGAGGCCAGGCAGAGUAUAGGUAGGAUCUCUUCUGCAAAGGAAGUGUCUAAAAAGCCCACUGCCGCUGUGGCCUCAUCAUCUGAGGAAGUCGGUACUGGCUGGCCCGCCGAGAUGGAGUGGGACAUGUGA